AUGUCUGAUGACCAUGCGACGGCUCCUGAGCCAAAAAGGCGAUCACGAAGCUCACGUUCGACCAGCAAGAGCCUGGAAGCGUUGACAGCAAAGCUGAAGCUGGACAAUGCAACUUCUACCGUAGUCCGGCGCUCCAGUUCCAAGAAGAAGCCCAAUGUACCGUACAUCCACCCGAACUUGGAUGGCAUGAACGGAUCUGCACGAGACGUGGAGGAAACGCCUGCGCUCAGUAUCAGCUCUUCUUCUCCUCCUUCCUCUCCUUCUUCUCGAGGUGCCAACGCAGGCUGGUCCCCAGAUACUGGCACAGCUUCGACAGCAGCUACCUCGUGGACGACCUCACCAGCCUCAUCCGGAUCUCGCAACAAACGCGCCACACCUGAAGAUUGUCAAAAAGACAGUAAGAGUGGUGGCACAGGAGAGGAGAACAUCCUAUCAGUCAUCGAAGAAGACAGCGGCCGCUUCUUGCUAAUACCGGUACAAGAGACAUUGGUUGACAUCGAGCCUUCCGUGACGACUGUAGAAAACGCGGCGGCGGCAAAGUGCGCUCUGGAAACUCACUUCUACGACCUCAUGAUGGAGCCGCAUUCACCUCGAUCGAUUCGUCGCAAGAAGUUUGAGAAGAAAUUGAACGAGAUUGACCAUCUCCGCCAAAUGCGUGUGCUAAAGUCGACGGCGCUGCAACGUCACGAAGUCAAGGGCAUCUCGAUCGCUGGCUUUGACAGCAUCCGUGUCCUGGGCAAGGGCAGUUUCGGCGUUGUUCGCCUAGUCACAGAGCGCACUCCAAAAUCGAAUGACGAACCGGGCUCUAACGAGAAUGACGAUGGCAUACGCAAGCCUCUUCACGAUGUGUUCGCCAUGAAGGUGAUUCGCAAGUCUGAGAUGCUGCGCGCCUGCCAGGAAGGCCAUUUGCGGGCUGAGCGCGACUUCUUGGUGGCUUCUGAGGGCUCUCGGUGGGUCGUGCCUCUCAUCGCCAGCUUUCAGGACAACACAAAUCUAUACCUCGUCAUGGAAUACAUGAUUGGCGGAGACUUUCUCGGUCUCCUAUUGCGCGAAGACGUGCUUGAAGAGGAAGUCGCCAGAUGGUACGUUGCUGAAAUGAUUCUCUGCAUCGAAGAGGCCUACAAGAUGAAAUGGAUCCAUCGCGAUGUCAAGCCCGACAACUUUCUGAUCAGCGCUUCUGGCCACCUCAAGAUCUCCGACUUCGGUCUUGCCUUCAAUGGUCAUUGGGCCCACAGCCAGACUUACUACAAUAGUCAACGCGAGUCGCUACUGGACAAGGUCGGCAUCAAGAUCACAGGCGACGACCAGGAUGUCAUUGAUGAGCAAGAGAUGCGAGAAGAGGCGGCCAAGUCUCCGCAAAGAUCGCCACGUUCGAAGGUCGAUGUGGAGGAGAGUGCUCACCGCGAGGGACUGCUCAACUGGCGCAAUCGCCUUGAAAGGCGGAAGCUAGCUCGCAGCGUUUGGAGCAUCGGCAUUAUCCUGUACGAAUGUCUUUAUGGACGCACGCCUUUCUACUGCGACAAUCGUCAGAAGACGAAAGAGAGCAUUGUACAUCAUCACUCGACGCUGCAAUUCCCGAGCAAUGAGCGUUGGUCGAGACCUGCUUCCGACUCGCGACGACAGCUGCCGCCACCAAGCAGCAUUGUCGUGGACCUUCUACAAAACAUCCUGACGGACAAAGAACUGCGACUCAGCUCGAGGCAGUAUCGUCAUACCGAACACAGACUGGGUCGUCGCAUGUCACGAGACUCAAUAACACCAGGACCACUGGCUCGCCAUGUGUUCGCAAAUGACGCCGAAGAGAUCAAAUCACAUCGCUUCUUCUAUGGAAUUCAAUGGACGCAGCUACACCUUAUGUCGCCACCUUUCAUCCCUCGUGUCAAAGAGAACCAGUCCAUCACCAAAUAUUUUGAGGAAGAAAAAGACAUUGUGACCUCCGACAGCUCCAGCUUCGUCUCUGCUCAGGAAAACAUCGACUCUGAGGCCGACGUUGACUCGGACGAGGUUGCCAGAAUUCUUGGACCACAUCUGCAGAAGUGGAAAGCUGAGCGCGUUGCCAAAGAGAAAUGGCUCAUUGGAAUUGAUGAUUGUGAAGAUGCUGAGCUGCAACGAAUCAAGGAGCACUUCGGGGCUGGCUACGAGGAGUGGAAAGCAAGACGAAUGAUGGACAUCGCGCAACUGCGGAUCGCGAAGGGCAUUGAACCUGACUGGCCACACGGGAAGAAAAAGGGCAAGGAGAGGAAGAGACCAAGGGACAAAAUGUUGAGAGAUCCAGUCGUGGGUCGGAAGGCUAUGGAGUUGAGAAAGAAGAAGGCUUUCUUCGGAUACACUUAUCGUCGACCUAAGCCAGUGUAUCUUGCAGGAAGUGUGGGGAGGAGUCGGAGGAAUGCUAUUUCUCGACCUACGAUUUUGCCGAUUGCUCAUGACGCUUCGGCUUCGGCGAGCACCGCGCUUUAA
Messenger RNA from Pseudocercospora fijiensis CIRAD86, 2457 nucleotides. RefSeq lists its product as uncharacterized. Gene Ontology annotation, biological process: intracellular signal transduction; peptidyl-serine phosphorylation. The record is from RefSeq and is a predicted model, not a curated record. Bases 1 to 2457 code for a protein of 818 amino acids. Gene Ontology annotation, molecular function: protein serine/threonine kinase activity; ATP binding. The transcript is spliced from 5 exons. Lineage: Eukaryota; Fungi; Ascomycota; Dothideomycetes; Mycosphaerellales; Mycosphaerellaceae.